UGUAGCGACGGACAUGGCGGCGACAGCGACGGAGGCUGCGGCCUCCGGCUCUGAAGAACCCCGGGAAGAGGCUGAAGGCCCCAGCCUCGCCUGGGAUGAGUCCCAACUGCGUAGUUAUAGCUUCCCGACCCGGCCCAUCCCGCGUCUGAGUCAGAGCGACCCCCGGGCGGAGGAGCUUAUCGAGAAUGAGGAGCCUGUGGUGCUGACAGACACAAAUCUUGUGUAUCCUGCUCUGAAAUGGGACCUUGAAUACCUGCAGGAGAACAUUGGCAACGGAGACUUCUCUGUGUACAGUGCCAGUACCCACAAGUUCUUGUACUAUGAUGAGAAGAAGAUGGCUAACUUCCAGAACUUUAAACCCAGGUCCAACAGGGAGGAAAUGAAAUUUCAUGAGUUUGUUGAGAAACUGCAGGAUAUACAGCAGCAAGGAGGGGAAGAGAGGUUGUAUCUGCAGCAAACACUCAAUGACACUGUGGGCCGGAAGAUUGUCAUGGACUUCUUGGGUUUUAACUGGAACUGGAUUAACAAGCAACAGGGAAAGCGUGGCUGGGGACAGCUGACAUCCAACCUGCUGCUCAUCGGCAUGGAAGGAAAUGUAACACCUGCUCACUAUGAUGAGCAGCAGAACUUCUUUGCUCAGAUAAAAGGCCACAAGCGAUGCAUUUUAUUCCCUCCGGAUCAGUUUGAGUGCCUGUACCCAUAUCCUGUUCAUCACCCAUGUGACAGACAGAGCCAGGUGGACUUUGACAAUCCUGACUACGAGAGGUUUCCCAAUUUCCAGAACGUGGUUGGUUAUGAAACAGUGGUUGGCCCUGGUGAUGUUCUUUACAUCCCAAUGUACUGGUGGCAUCACAUAGAGUCAUUACUAAAUGGGGGGAUUACCAUCACUGUGAACUUCUGGUAUAAGGGGGCCCCCACCCCUAAGAGAAUUGAAUAUCCUCUCAAAGCCCACCAGAAAGUGGCCAUAAUGAGAAACAUUGAGAAGAUGCUUGGAGAGGCCUUGGGGAACCCACAAGAGGUGGGGCCCUUGUUGAACACAAUGAUCAAGGGUCGAUACAACUAGCCUGCCAGGAGUCGAGGCCUCCUGCCAGGUGACUGCUAGCCCGUCCACACCGCUUCAUUGAUGAGGACAGGAGACUCCAAGCGCUAGUAUUGCACGCUGCACUUAAUGGACUGGACUCUUGCCAUGGCCCUGGAGGCAGGUGUUUGGGGCAAGGCAGGGUGGUUGGCGCUCCACUCCCAUUUGGAGGGACUUCUUGCCCUUGCCUCUGUGCCCCAGCAUCUUCCCUCUCUGCCCCCCCCUAAGGUCCUGCAUUCAGUGUGUGGAGUCCCAGCUUCUGGUUGUCAUCACGUCUGUGUGUGUGUCCAUCUGUCACCCUCGGGAUGUGUGUGCGUGUGUGUGCAUGCACACGCGUGGAUGUAUCUGUUCCUUGCUUUCUCCUUCUGGGUCAGGAUGCCACUGCUGGCUCUCAGUCCUGUCUCCUGCAACCUCAGUGCCUCAGCCUGAGAGUUAGAUGGUCUUGGAUGCCCACGAUGUUUGGGCUGCAGGGCCAGUCUUCCUCCUUCCAGUUUUCACAGUCAGGCUCUAGGCUGGGUGGGAAUGGUUACUGGGACUCCUAAUGGGGAGAGUGAGAAGGAGGCUUGCCUCUAAGAGCCUAGAUGACCUUCCUGUGAGAGAAUUAGAGAGUUCUAACUUGAACCUUUAAGCUCAAGCCAUACAUAGAAAAGAACCUUGGGACAUGAAACCCAAGGAUUAUGCACAAGUUCCAAACUAGAGACACAUACAGCUUCUCUCUUUCGGCACCAGCUCUUGCUCUCUGUGCUGAGUACCAAGGGAGUCCUCCUAGUAGUGGCUUCUCUAGGUUCUAGGGGUAUAAGCCUGUGUGUGUGUGUGUGUGUGUGUGUGUGUGUGUGUGUGUGUGUAUGUGUAUGUCUGUAUGUGUGUCUGUGUGUCCCCGUCCACACUGGCCUGCCUCUCUGCUUACCAAGUUUCUCCACUGCUUAACCUUAUUCAGUGGGACAUAACAGUGUAAGCCCCAGGGAAGUACAGCCUGACUUAGCCUAAAGCUUUUAAACUCAGUUUUAUCCAUUGGAUGUUGGUCAGGUCUCACUGCAACCUGCUUGAGGCUGACUGGCUAGAGCCUCCAGGUCCUGUGACCCUCCCUGCCCAGGCCACAUCCUCUCUUCCUUGGAGCUUCCUGGCUGAGUAGAUGAAAUGGGGUCCAGCUUAGGUAGCUAACUUACCACCUGUCAUCCACCUCAGGUCAAGGACAAAAAUGUAGCCUUGCCUCUUAAAGCCAGCACCUCUGCCAGACCCCACUGUAAUGUUCCACAAACACCCUUGAAAGUCAGGGCAACUGACAGAGCACAGAAGUGGAAUUUCCUUUUCGGUUCAUUGUUACUUGUGGGAACCCCUCUCAGGGCUACAGCUUACAGCUGGGCACUGCACAAUGCAGAGGGCCAUCAGUCACAUGAUUCAGUAGAACUGGGGCCACUGGAAUUGGGCAGUAUGGUGGCCUUAUGGCCCUUUGUUUUCUCACCUCCACUUCCAUCUCUAUGCCCCUUCUCUCUGUCUGGAAGGAAAGAAGAGUUGGAAAACUCUGGGGUUUUUCCUUUUUUUUUUUUUCUUUUGCCAAAGGUUUACUUUCAGUGUCUGAGCUGUGGCUCUAACCCCCAAAGCUCAGUUUACAGUUACAGCGCACUGAUGGACUGAGAGGGUGUGUGUGUAUGCAUGUGUGCACCUGUGUGUGUAUUUUGGAUAGGGGUGUUUAUUUUUAGUGCCCCAUUCUGGGGUUCUCUGAUGCAGUGUGGGUGUGCAAACACGGUACCUACCUUCUCAAGUGUAGUUCUUUCAAAUAUAGCCAAUGCUGGAAAAUGUGAUUGCAGUGAUCUCCAUCCCUCCAUUUCUUGGGAAAGAGGAGCAUUAGCAAAGAAAACAAGGCAGAGGAUAAACGUGACUACAGCCAAACUUUGAAAGAUAGCAGAUUAUUUUUGUUCUCCUUAGCAGGUCUGCUGUGUUCCUGGCUCAGCCCUCAAAGAUGUGGGCGAUGUGCAGCAGGGAGGCAUGUGCCACUCAACUGAUCCUUGUUGAGUGCUGUGCUGACACAGAUCUGACCUAAGGCGACAUAGGAGAAGGGUCCUUUACAGGAUUGGUCCUGACCCUUGGGUAAUAUAAUAGUGACCCUGAUUAUUAAGACACCUAAUAACAGCCUAGUGCUUUUAUCUUUGGUUCUCAUCCUGCCAGGUAGGUAUUUUCCUUUCACAGCUAAAGAAAUGGACUCAGAGAGGUUUCAGUGAUUAGUGGCAAUCAAGAUUUGAACCUAAUGUUAAUUUGACUGCAAACCCCCUGCUACUCCCUAUCCACAAAACUGUUGGUUCUCCUACCUUGCCACUUCCCUUGAACUAUAGUCCGUCCUCAGAUCUCAUGCCACUGGGCAUUGUCCAUGAGGGUCCACAAGGUAUAGCUUAGGGUAAAAGCUUUUUUGGACUCCAGCUAAAAGCUUUUUUGGACCACAAGGUAUAGCUUAGGGUAAAAGCUUUUUUGGACUCUUGGGAGAACUACUGGGAAGCCCUGUUCUAAGUUAAGAAUGCUGGAAGGAGUGUGGGGAAACUGAGUUCUAGAUCCCAGUGCAUUUUUUUUUUCUUGAAUAGGACCCAUAACUUCUCCCAGCUUGCUUCUGCACCUGUAGGAUUGAAGAUCCAGUUCUAGGUGAUAACUAGGAACAUUUAUUCAUAUUCUGUUGCCUCCUUUUCCCCCAAGGAAAAGACCUAGUCUUUUCACUUAGGGCUAAGUUAGGGUUGUUUAGGCUCAAAUUCUACUUGCAGCUGCAGAAACAUAUCUGCUCUGUUGCUUACUACCAUGCUAGCCAGCAGAGUGGAGCCAAGGGAAGGUGGUGGGGCUUUGGACCUGAAUGGAGGUCUGCCAUGUUACAGGCUCCCACUUUCACAUCAGCAGGUACAAAGGAAACUGCUCUUUUGUGAAGUCAAAUAUUUGUUGGGGGGUUGGAAUUCAGGGGAGGGAGGAGGGGCUGUUCUGGGCAUCAGUUGAGCAGAUGCCCAGGAUGCCUGGAGGAGACCAGCUUCCCCUACAAAUCAGAGCUCUAAAUUACAAGGUUUUUACCAACGCGAACAGUUGGGGGAAGUCGUAUGCUCUCAUUUGCGUAAUGGUUUCUGUCACUGGUGAUUAGACACAGGAUGAAGGAAAAGAAAUUUGACAAUUAGGAAUGAGCGAUCAUUAAUCUGAAUCUGUUAGGAGACAGAGAGGGGAAGGAUCCUUAUCAAUGGGCUAGCCUAGUAUGGGGACACUCUCCCUCUGCCCCCACCAAAGACUCUUGGGCCACAUACCCUUCCAUUGUUCCCACAAGCGGGCUGGGCUGAUGUUUCUUGACAAACCCUAGGUAGGUACAAUCCUCAGUCUGAGCUGGAUACAGUAUAUAGGCAUGAGCCAUCAGAGAGGUGGGUGUCAAAUGCAAUUGUUAGGGCAAAGAAUACUAAUGAAAUGGUUUUGACGUGUUUGCUGUUUGUGGAAAAAAUUCUUUCAAUCAAUACUCCAGAUAGCCCACCUGUGACAAAUGUUUGUUGCAUUCCAGCCCUGCAGGGUGUGGAGAAAACCUGGUUUUUAUCCCCUAGAAGCUUCUACUUAGUUGGAGAGGAAACCACACAAAACAGCCAGAGGUUAUGAGGCCAUGAAUCUUGUGAGGACAAGAUGAAAGAUUGUGGAAAAAGGAGGAAGAUAGUAGAGAGCAAGCUCUCCCACCAGGCUCCUCCAAGGCCUGGGGCUCCUCAGUGGGGGGACUCUUCACUCCAGGCCUCCUGGCAAUGUUGAUUUUUCCCAGUCCAUGCAGCCAAAGUAGUUGCUGAAGGGCACUGAGGCGCCCCACCCAGGAGUGUGCACAGGGAAUGAGAUGACAUCUAGUGGCCUGAGUCCUAAGGUGUGGAGGGUCCCGAUUUGUAUCUUCCCAGGUCUCCGUGGCACCUUAAUAUGCACUUUUUCUGGCUUCACACUUCAAGCACUAUGUUAAUUUGCACUAGUUGCUGUUUGUUCCUCAGUUUUGUGACUUGCAUGUGGUGGGUUCCUUAGAUCAGAGGCUCCCUCAGAGAUUGGGGACAUGGACGGUUCUUUGUCUCCUCUUAAGAGUGUGAACUUCCCACAGACAGGACUGCAUCUCUCUGAGGCUUCUACUCUUCCAGGUUGGGUAUGGAGUUUUUAGUAGGGCAGUGGGGAAUAGCCCUCAGUGACUAGUUUUACCCAAACAGGGUGGAUGCGGGGAUGCACCUGGAAGUGGCUCAUGAGGUUCCAGGGGCCCUGGCUUUUCAGCCCUUUUCUUGUUCUUCUCUGGAAAUUUCAGUUCUCACCCUUCAGUCCUUCUGAAUGCUCUGGUGUCUUCUCAAGCUUCCUGCAUGAAGAGAUAUUCUAGCUUCCGUUUCCAGGGCUCCCUCAGUUUCUCCCACUCAGGCUCCCUCUGUCCAGUCUCGCCCUCAGGCAAGGACCUUUUUCCUAAACGGUUGUCCUUUCUUCAAAAGCCCUAUGGCUGCAAGUAUUUGGAUAGACUUUCUCUAGGAUUUCCACCCCCCCCCCCCAGGCUUGACCCUGAGCAUCUUUGAGUUAUCUUCCUUUUUUGACCUGCUCAUUUAUUCUGCGUCUGCUCUGCCCUCUUAGCAUCCUUUUGCUAAUUCUAUGCAGUCUGAUUAGCUUUUCUAACUCUGGUGGCCCUUUUGCUAGUCUUCAACUAUCUCUGUUUAAUCAUCAUAGGUCUUGGGUCCUCAGUGUAGCCAAAACUGAGCACUUUCUGGUACAUUUCUAGGGGACGAGGCCUUAGACACUGGCAACAUUGAGGCCCAGGGACCUGUGGUCUAUGGGGCCUCCAGAGCUGGGUGAGGGGAGGGUACCUAGAGUCUUAGAUGGUGGAGAGCCAGUGAGGAGGGAUUGGGUAGGAGAAUCCCCAGGUAUGGAUCCAGGCCUGGCAAGCGAGGGUGGAAAAAGCAGUUCUGUGUUCCCAUCUAAAUGCAUCUGUGCCUUACAGUCGGGGAUGGUGGGCAUUUUGUGAAUGUCUCCUAGUUUAUUUCAGGUGUCUUUGGCAAUGCUCUGAGUCACCAAGUUUGGCUGGCCUCUGGAUUUCAGCAAUUGCUGGAAGAGAAACAGCAUACUGAGUAGUUGAUACCAGGAGCGGAGGUCUUAGAUGAGAAAAGCCGUGGAAGCUGGGGUAGCAAGGCAGGGACUUGGUGAUCAGCUUACCCAGGCUAUCUUGAUGCCUCCAAGUAUUUACAAAAGCUGACUAAAGUGAAAAAGUGAGGCCUCACCUUCUUCCUUACCUGAAGUCUGUGUUUCAGAUAGUAUUUGGGGAAGGAGUAUGUGUCCUUUAACUUCCAGUGAGAAACAGUCUCAGAUAAUGUUUUAAAGCAUGGAUUUUAGAGCCAGGUGUCUGGUUCAGAUUUCUAGCUUUACUACUUAACUAGCAGGUUUAACCUUGAUAAUUGACUUAUCUUUUCUGAGCCUCAGUUUCCUCAACUCUAAUGAUAUGUAUUGAACUGAGGGGGGAUGUUGAGAAUAUCUACCUCAGGGUUGUUGGAUUAACUGAAACAAUGUAAAGCUUUAGCACAGUACCUGGCAAGCACUUAAUAAAUGGCUGUGGUGGUGGUGGUGGUUGUUAGA
Messenger RNA from Nyctereutes procyonoides (raccoon dog), 6652 nucleotides. It is a transcript of the gene HIF1AN, whose product is annotated as hypoxia inducible factor 1 subunit alpha inhibitor. Gene Ontology annotation, cellular component: cytoplasm; nucleus. The record is from RefSeq and is a predicted model, not a curated record. Gene Ontology annotation, molecular function: peptidyl-histidine dioxygenase activity; [protein]-asparagine 3-dioxygenase activity; ankyrin repeat binding. Lineage: Eukaryota; Metazoa; Chordata; Mammalia; Carnivora; Canidae. The coding region runs from base 14 to 1063 and encodes 349 amino acids. The transcript has 8 exons. Gene Ontology annotation, biological process: peptidyl-aspartic acid hydroxylation; negative regulation of Notch signaling pathway.